GAGAGCGAGCCAGCGAGAGAUAAAGAGAGAGAGAGAGGGACAUCGGAGGCAAAUCCGUAAAACAUAGAGUCGUCGCCCAGUGAAGUCAAUUGAAUCCUAUAAUUUCAAGCUUGGGUCAUUCUGUCAUCUAAUUCUCAGUCUUUGUAAAGUCUGAGGCACGCAGCGUGAAGAAACCCCUGAGGUUGUUUUUGUGUUCUGUGUUUGAUAGAGAGAGAGAAAUUAGAUCCAGAUAUAGAGAGAGACGGAGACGGAGAGACAGCGAAAGAGAACCAGAGAGGAGGCCCAUCAGGAUUUCGUCAAGGUUGACCAGGUUCUAUGCAAAAAAGUAUUUUGAUUGUUUUCUUGCCAUUGUUCCUGUUUCUGUUCUUUGAUAUUGGUUCAUUGUUCCGUCUUGAUUCAGUGCGUUCGUGAAGGUUCGAUUGAAGGCUGGCAUCGGACGAAUAUAUCGAUCUUCAUCGUUAAUACUGGUGGAGCAAGAUUCUGAACAGAUAACAAUUGUUGCCCAAGGGCGGGUGAUUGAAGCAGAGGAUAUAUACGGUUCGUAUUUGAUUCUAGGAACAGUUUGCAGCCACAUUCUUCAGUUGUCUUGCAUUCAGCGAUGGAAUCAAGACCUAGAAAAGUCAAGGGAAGAAGUGAUGAAAUUAAGUCAAGAAGGUGGAAACAAGUAUCUCAGCCGAUAGUGGCAACAGAUAAUGAAGCUCUGGAGAUGACGAAUGAAGAUAUGAGCAUAUUGGAACAUCGAGAUAAACGGAUUAGAACCAAUCGACAAAUUCCUACUGUUAUUGUGAAUCAACCUCUCUCUCUUGAUGAACAUUCAAGUAACAAUAAUACAGUUGUACCUGAACAUGUGGUGAAUAGUAAUUCCUUGCAAUUUGCAGAGAGUGCUGACAUCAGAGGUGAAUGUUCUCAGUCUUUUGGUCAAGCAUUAUAUCAAAGAACUAAACAAGGAUCAGUUGUUACAUAUGAAGAUUCAGGGGACAAUGUUUACACAUGUAAGUAUUUUAAUGCAUGUUUUUGGGUUGAAGAAGCUAUCAAACAAAAAUCUACAAAAGCAUUGCCCAUUUAUACAAAUUGUUGUCAAAAAGGAGAAAUCAAGCUUCCUGUACCUAAACCAACUCCUAAUUUGCUUAAAACAUUAUUGAAUCCAAAUAAUGGUCCAGAUAGCAAGCUUUUUAAAGAGAAUAUUAGAGUGUAUAAUUCAAUGUUCUCUUUUACAUCAAUGGGAGCAACAAUUGAUCAUAAAAUAAACACUGGAUCAGGUCCAUAUGUAUUCAAAAUUAGUGGUCAAGUUCAUCAUUUGAUGGGUUCUAUUUUACCUUCUGAUGGUGAAUCCCCUAAAUACGCACAAUUAUAUAUAUAUGAUACAAACAAUGAGAUUUCAAAUCGUAUUAACGCAAUUGAUCCUCUUCAUGUUAAUCAAAAUAUUAAACCAGAAAUUGUUGAAGGACUUACUAAGAUAUGGGUAUAA
Molecule: messenger RNA, 1468 nt
Organism: Rosa chinensis
Lineage: Eukaryota; Viridiplantae; Streptophyta; Magnoliopsida; Rosales; Rosaceae
Exons: 12
Coding region: 599-1468 (289 amino acids)
Source: RefSeq, a predicted model, not a curated record